Molecule: messenger RNA, 4849 nt
Organism: Daphnia pulicaria
Lineage: Eukaryota; Metazoa; Arthropoda; Branchiopoda; Diplostraca; Daphniidae
Product: probable G-protein coupled receptor No9
Exons: 6
Coding region: 2019-3929 (636 amino acids)
Biological process (GO): adenylate cyclase-activating adrenergic receptor signaling pathway
Cellular component (GO): membrane
Molecular function (GO): G protein-coupled amine receptor activity
Source: RefSeq, a predicted model, not a curated record
CCAAGUCAAGAACCCCCUGCCCGGUCCCGCUCAAAAACUGUUUUAAUUCCCCGCUGUUAUGUGUGUGAUGUUUCAUUCGUUUCGAUACUAAGAAACAACACUCUUAGAAAUACUGGGAAGAAAAAUCUCUUAUUAACAACUCCAUCAGUUCAAAGUGUUAUACACAAAACUCGCUGGCGUUAUCGUCAAAUGAACUCUGUUGUGUAACUACUGAGUCGACAACUUUUCUCGGCUUGUUUUGUUAUGUUGUUGCUAGUGAUUGAUGUGUCCACUUGAUUUUGCAAUCUUUUCUGGAACGGAUUAUAUAAUCUCAACUCGCGCGCAUAAGACGUCCAAGUUUUCUCCAUACAAGUUGAAUUUCCAUCGCUCGAUCGUCUUAUUAUAUCAUCAUCUUCCAGUGAGACCGGAUCCGGUUCUUUCGCUAUACACAGACACGCUAGCAGGUCGUAACGAGGGACUUUGGAGAGCAAUCAUCGAGCUUUUCAGCUUAAGAAUGGUGACGGCAUAGUGAAAAAACAAUAGACGACUUGCGUCAUUGUACAUAUAUAAAAAUAUAUCGGGAGUGAGAAUCGCCAGUGAAUAAAAAUCGUCGGCGUUCGCACGUUCACCGGAUUUUCACGCUCUUCUAGAUCCAAAAUGAUUUGUGGUGGCAGAUGCUGAAAAGAACUUUUGGGUGUGAAGAGUUCGUGUAUAAUCCGAGAAUCAAGAAAGAAGCGAGUGGGGGGCCGGGGAGGAUAAAAGUGAAAGCAAAAGAAAACGGAAACCAAAGGUCAAAAUAUAAUACAACAACUUAAUAAAUUAUAUAGAAGGAAAUAUAUACGUUUCGACGCUAUAUCGGCUCACGUAAUGAUAGGACGCACGACGCUGCACAGCCCUUGACACUCCCUUCUUUUGGAGAGUUGCUGGGCUAAAUUGGCGACGACUUAUAUAUCAGCCCGACGACUAAAAGUUGUUACAGACACCACAGCAUCCCGCACAAGUGCACUGGCUGCUGCUGGGCGUGAGAGCUGUGUUGGUCAAAUUUCAAGUUCAGUCGUCUCUGGUCGGUUGCCGAGUCAACAAGUCCGCACCCGAUUUUCAACAAACACAAAUAAUCGAUAGAUCGACAACAUUUAUAGACAUCAUCCGCCAAAGUGGGGGGGUUGUAUAUUGGAUAUCAUUCGGACUUUACUUAUUUGGCGGAUUCCAAUUUAACUAAGUGCUAGACGAACGACCAUCUGCUCUUCUGUGAACCUCUUCGUACCAUUUUGCAGAACGCCAAGAGUUUUCACGCAGCGACACCGCCAUCGGCCAUCGGCAGCAUCCAGUGCCUCUGGUGUUCACUUUUUGGAUUUCGGCUGGCAGGUCGUCUGCUCUCUCAAGUUCAACCGUCUCAACAACAGUCACCUUCGGUCGGGCGCCGAGUCAACACUGUUCGUUCGUCCUCCAAAGAAUUUUACAUUUCCCAAAAAAUAAAAAUAAAAAGUGUGGCGUGCUCAACAAAAACUCUACCGAAACAUUCUCAUAACAUUCCAUUGAAUUUCCCGCCUUUGGCGAAACGCUGACUCAUCAAAACUUUCUCUGCUGUUGUGGUUGUUGUUGCCGGUGAUUGAUGACCAAUUGCUGCAGUGGCCCAAUUUUUGUUUCCAACGGAUUACAACUAUCGUCCAGCAAUUCCUUUUGAAUCUUCCAGUUAGCGAGUCCAGCCCGGUGUCUUCGCCGCCACAAGCAGGUGGCGCGUUCAGUUUGUCUCCGUGAAUGGAGAGAGCUGUCGAGAAAACAAACCCAACCGGCUGUCGUCAACGGAACCAAAAGGAAAAAUCUAUCCGCUGGAUUUCUGCUUGCAGCCAGGGCUGCGGUCUCGGCCAUCAACAUGACGUCCUCUGGCGCCUUGUUGGCGUGUUGUGGCGUCUGAAUGUGUGAGAGACAUACAAAAUCUUGACAGGGUGUUCGUCCGUCCUCAAUUGUGGCCGGCCAGCCGACGAAAUAGAAACAGAAAAAUAAAAAUAAGGAGCCCAAAGUGAAAGCGGAAAAAAAACAUGGAAGGGCUUCAUUUGCUUGAUAGCGUGGCGUCCGGCGUGACUAGCGAUGGCGAAAUAGCCAACGAUUCAUGGCCAACAGUGACGGCCGCCGCUGUUGGCAACUGCAGCAAUCCGCUGGAAGAAGUGGAUUGGUCACAACCGGGAUUGAUCAUCUCCUUGGUCAUCCUGGGCGUCGUCAAUGUCCUGGUCCUUUUCGGCAACUGCCUGGUCGUCCUGGCCGUUUUUCUCGACUCCAAACUGCGGACGGUCACCAAUUUGUUCAUCGUCUCGCUGGCCAUGGCCGACCUGUCGGUCGGUUUGGCCGUGUUGCCGUUCAGCGCCUCGCUGGAAGUGCUGGACAUGUGGAUUUUCGGUGAGAUUUGGUGCUCCAUCUGGUUGGCCGUCGACGUUUGGAUGUGCACGGCUUCCAUUCUGAAUUUGUGCGCCAUCAGCCUGGAUCGCUACCUGGCCGUCACCCGGCCCGUUUCCUAUCCCUCCAUCAUGACGCCAUUCCGGGCCAAGAUCCUUUUGGCCGUCGUCUGGCUCCUGAGUUUCGUCAUUUGUUUCCCACCGCUGGUCGGCUGGAACGACCGCAAAAUCAACCGGCAUCCAUCCCAGCAGCACUGCGACGACUGGUCGUGCGAGUUGACCAACGACCCGGGCUACGUCGUCUACUCUGCGCUGGGCAGUUUCUUCAUCCCCAUGCUGGUCAUGCUCUUCUUCUACUGGCGCAUUUAUCGGGCCGCCGUCGAGACCACCAAGGCCAUCAAUCAAGGCUUCCGCACAACCAAGGAAGAAGGCGGAGGAUACGGGCGACAGUGCGUGGAGAAUAAAGAGCGGCUGACGUUGAGGAUUCACAGGGGGCGGUCGGGACAGAAACCGUCGGCCGCUCUGACUUCGGUCCUCCUGGCCAAACAUGGUUGCCCUCCGGGACUGGGCCCGGCUCUGGCCGGCCUGGCUGAUCGUGAUAUCGUCACCCGUUUAACGUCUGACAGCACGACGCCGGCGGCGGCGGCGGUGGUGGGGACUGGCGAAAUUCCAAGGAUCGAUCUCCCGCAGAUUACCGUGACGGCCGCCACUUCGUCGAUCGAAACCGAUUGCGACCUGUGUCGCAAUGGCGAGCAGGAUCGGCUCUAUCAGCAGCAACAACAGCAACAACAGCAACAACAGUUGCAACAGCUCCAGCAGAUGCACCAGCAAGCCUCGUCCGGCUUGCGGGAGAACGUGUCCAACGCCUCCCAGGCUUACAAAGUCCUGUACAUGGAGACGCCGUUGUGCAGUUGCGGGCGGAUCAGCGGGACCAACGGCCGGGCGUCCAAGGCGGGCAACAACAAGCGAAGCGCAUUGGAAAUUUUCCAGACGGGCGGCAAUCACGGCAAGAAGAACAACAGGUCCAAAUACAACGGUGGACAUCGCUGUCUGUCUCCCAGGAUGAGCGGCGUAGACGACGGAGUCGAUCCUCUGGGAUCGGCCAACAACCACAACAGCGCCAAACCCUUGAAAAUGAACCGACGCAGCAACAUCAAAGCCCAAGUGAAGCGGUUCAAAAUGGAAACCAAAGCUGCCAAGACAUUAGGAAUUAUUGUUGGUGGGUUCAUCGUGUGCUGGAUGCCGUUCUUCACGAUGUACGUGGUGCGGGCGUUUUGUCCGCAGUGCAUCCCGUCGGUGCUGUUCUCCGUCCUCUUUUGGCUGGGCUAUUGCAACUCGGCCAUCAACCCGUGCAUCUACGCCCUUUUCAGCCGCGAUUUCCGCUACGCCUUCCAGAAGAUCGUCUGCCAGUGUCUGUGCACUCGACGCUCGCACGCCCAGCACCUCAGCAUCAUCAAGAUGAUGGUGCCGCAGGGCAUGAUCGCCGGACUGGGCAGCGCUGCCUUCAACACCGACGACUCGGAUCCUUACGCCAACGAUCACUCGGAUCAAUCCAACUGAUGAAUUUCAUAUUUACAAUUGAAGCGAUCAACAUUUUUAAAAAGAAUUCCUUUUUUAAUUCUUUGGUUAACGUUUGUUUAACUGGGAAUGUUCACGAAAAUGCACACGAUAUUAGGGUAGGUGAUAAAAGUAAUUCGAUGGCGAAAUGACGACAAACCCCUCACAAAGUCUUAAUCAUUCCUUGUAACAAAUGUUUUGAUUUGAACUUUACGUUACCUCACUAGUCUCUCUCUCUAUUAUAAAUAAUUACAUUAUUUGGUUGCCAAGGGAGUAAUUAUUCUUUUAACAAAUCGUUUCACGCAGGGAAAGAAUGUAGCGCAAACAAAUCAAAUUAUUUGUCGAUUGCAUCAAUUAUGUACAUUUUGACUAUUAUAUAUAUUGCAUAACAAGGUAAAAACACUUUUCUUUUCGUUUGAAUCAUUUGUUAUCAUUUCCCAUGAAUGUUUUUUUAUGUUUCGCAUCAUAUUAUUUACACACUGGUGUUUUACGUACACACGAAAUACGUAUCGAAUUUCGUUUGGGGGAAAAACACCGAUAUAGAGCUGUUUUAAUCAACACCCCAAUUAAAGUCGAUCCUAUUUCGUGAGAAACCCCCCGCCCCCCGCUCCCUUUGACCGUGAUCACGCCCCCCCCCCCCCGUUCGUGUUAUCAUCGAUGUGUGUACAGUUUCAUAUAUACAAGUAACAUUAGAUUGCGAGAGAGGCUAAAAGACAAAAUUGUUGUAGAGAAAAGAAGCAUUUGAAAAGUGAUGUGCAGUAUCAAAAAUCGCCGGAAUCAUGUUUCUCUUGAUGUAGACUAAUUUUUUGUUAUUUGAACGGAGAACCGUGAGAUAAUUUAUAAAUGGUGUUUAACCCUCCCCCCCCCUCUACUUGUUUUAAUGCGUUUCAAAAUAAAUUACACCCCCCAAAGUCACACGCACA